Messenger RNA from Cyprinus carpio (common carp), 2567 nucleotides. Its product is annotated as arrestin domain-containing protein 3-like. Gene Ontology annotation, biological process: protein transport. Lineage: Eukaryota; Metazoa; Chordata; Actinopteri; Cypriniformes; Cyprinidae. The record is from RefSeq and is a predicted model, not a curated record. Gene Ontology annotation, cellular component: cytoplasm; plasma membrane.
UAAAAAUAUUUUAUGGCAUGACACCCAUAUCUGGUUUUUAAGUAAAAAGUCGGGUUUUUAUGUGUAGUUAAUAGAUUACACUAUUACUCAACUUUAUUUUGCCCAUCACCCAUUAUAGUUCAAAUAACAAUCUGGUGCAAAACGUAUUUACUUACACAUGUUUGAGAAUAGAGGUAUUUCCUGAUAUAGUUAACAUGUUUGGAAAUAUUUCAAAUAAAAAGGAAAAUUAAAAUAUAACCCCUCGUGCCCCCUCAAAAUGAGUUGCAUGACGCCCCUGGUUGCCGCGGGUUGUUUUUCAUGUCCGCAGGUUGAAGCGACCCCAAUAACGUGAUAUUUAGCCCCUGGAAUGCGAAUUUUACUGGAGGAUCCCCGCCGAAAAACGCAAUUGGGCUAGCUUUGGGCUAGUUUUGAGUAGCAAUUGGGCGGGUUUUGUUGCUAAAACCUUGCAACCCUGAGUCACGCCCUCAACCUGUGUUUUCUUCGACGGGAAUGUCCAUCCUGCUUUAGCCAGGCAAGCGAGAGGAGCCUCCCAGCUGCGCUGGAUUUGAAUGUUUAGUGUACAGACAUAAAAACUAAAAUGUCAAAAUCCAUCAAAGAGUUCAGUCUUCACUACGACUCGAUUAAUGAAAGCAAUACUUUUUCUAGUGGGGAUAUUGUGGAGGGACGAGUUGUUUUGGAGGUAACCAAAGAAAUAAAGGUGGACAGUUUUUUUGUGAAGCUGACGGGGGACGCACAUGUGAGCUGGACUGAAGGCUCAGGUGACGACGAAAAAACCUACAGUGACCAUGAGAGAUACUUCAAACUAAAGCAAUACUUCAUUCAAGAGAGCUCGAAGAAAGGAGAAAGUGAAAAGAAUACAACUCUUGUAGAUGGAGAGACUUAUGGACCAGUGAUUAUGCCAGGAAGUCAUGUUUUUCCAUUCAGAUUUCAGCUGCCUCAACAAAAUAUGCCGCCAUCUUUUAAAGGAUUUCGUGGCUGGGUUAAGUAUGUCUUGACAGUAAAUCUGAGCAGGCCUUGGAAGUCAACAUCUUCUACACAUACAGAAUUAAACUUUGUGCUGAGAAAUGAUGGGACCAGUGAUCAUUUACUGCAACCACAAUCUGCCACACAAGACAAGAAGAUGAAACUUUUUGGCUCAGGAAAAAUGUCAAUGAAUGUAACAGCUGAAAAAACUGGCUAUAUGCAAGGUGAAACAAUCAAAAUUUUUGUUGACAUAGACAACUCUUCAUCUCGUGAUGUCAAGCUAAAGUAUAGCCUCAGGCAGCAACAGACGUUCAUUGCUGGCAGGAGAACUAAAAGAGCAUAUAAGGAUAUAGUCAAAGAGACUAGAGAUCGCAUCCCGUCUGGAGAAAAGUCCAAAUUCAUAGUGGACAUGACCCUUCCACAUGACCUGAAUGUCACCAUUGAAAACUGCAGAAUUCUAAAAGUGCAGUAUGAACUCAAGGUGUAUCUGGAUGUGUCUUUUGCCUCAGAUCCAGAAGUCAAAUUUCCCGUGGUUAUUCUUCCAGCCGAACAACAGUGUCCUCCCUGGCAAGGCCCACCUGGAGGAGUCCAGCCAUAUCCACCACCUCAGCCUAACCUUGUGCCUUAUCCUGGUGAACUACCUCCUCCACCUGCAGGGCUUUACCCCAAUCUGUACGACCCUACAGUGCUGCCCUAUCCAGAAGCUGCUGCAGGGGUCUAUCCCAAUCCAAAUCCACAUGCCAUCCAGCCUGGUUUCCAACCGGCUCCUUCUGCACCAGUUUAUGAUCCAAAUCAAAGCACUAAAGAAUCCACUCCUAAUAUGCCUUAUUAGUCUCGUUCACUAGCCAAACAACUUUGUCUGCAUGCCUUCUAUCUACAAGCUCAGUGCCUAUUAUUGUGCCUUUUAAGCUUAGAACUUUUCUCAUUAUACAGCAAAUGUAUAUAGACCUUAUGUAGCCCUGCACUUUUCAGCACUGCACUCAUUGUCUUCUGUUUUCAGUUUAUAUUUUCACAACAUGGAGGUAAGAUUUUAUGGAUUUUUGUAUGAACUGGUCAUUUUAAAAUCUUCCGGGACAUUUGUUUUGACAUUGAUUUCAAAGAUUUUAGUGCUUAUGAUAACUUUUGUUAACACUACAUUAAGUACUGUAAGUCCAGUUCACCUGCUAAAACCCUUCGACAGCAAUGUUGUAGAUCUAUACAGAGCUACUGCAAAACGGAAGUUCAAAAUAACAUUAUAAACUUUUUGCUUGUUUUACUGAAGCAUAAGGUCUACAAUCAACAGUUCUUGAUAGUAAAAAACCCCUUUAUCUCUAAACACUCCUACUGUAACAUGUUUUGCUGAUUGUACUGCAGUUGUAUUGAACUGCAUUCGGACUUUUGACCUCCAUCCAUGAUGAAAUGAUCUAUAGACAGUAUCUAUUACUGCAAUUAUCUAUUACUCACUCAACCUGCUUGUAUGAGUUUCUUUACUGAAGUUAUGAUUAUUUCAUAACAUGUUGGAUACUCGAGAAUCAAAUGUGACUAAAAGUAACAACAGACCCUAUGAAAUUAUGCUAAAAUAAUUGUGGUGACAUGCAAGAAUUAAAACAUCUCAGUCUUGCUUU